This is a messenger RNA of Darwinula stevensoni, 2832 nucleotides long. The record is from the annotation of a GenBank genome assembly. NCBI's taxonomy places the organism in Eukaryota, Metazoa, Arthropoda, Ostracoda, Podocopida, Darwinulidae.
AUGGGGAUAUUUAGGCUGCAAGACAACAUGGACGUGAAGGAGCUACCCGAAAAAGCGUUCGGAAAUGCUGCCUUCAAGGUAAUACUCGUGAGGAACACCUCGGUGAAGAUCGUGUAUCCGUCCGCCCUGCUGUCUUCCAAGUACCUGCUGUCUCGGCUGGCAGUGGAAAACAGCCGACUCAACGGGUUCCCGUUCUAUCUCCUCCCUGAGCUGCAGCGGCUGGAGGUGCUCUCCCUCGAAGGCAAUUACUUCGUGUCUGUCCCAUUGCUUCAGAGUCCCAGCCUGAAGCUGCUCUCGCUUGCAAGAAACGAGAUUCUUAGACUUGACGAAGAAGGAUGGACGACUCCUAUCUUGCGGUCGCUUAACAUCAGUUACAAUCCCCAACUGAACUUUCGGACCACAAUCACGAAGAACCUCGGAAGACUUGAGACAUUCGACGGUUCUGGGUUGAAUCUGGGACCUAUUCUCUCCGGUGGGACCCUGGAGUUCCGCAGCAGGACCCUCAGAGAGAUUUGGCUCGACUUCAAUAACAUUUCCAGCCUGGAGCCGAAUGCGAUUAGAGGGAAUCCCAUCCAGUGCGAUUGCGGGUUGGACUGGUUUGCCUUCGUCAAGGGCUUGAUGGCGAAUGUGCGAAAUGGCAAAUGCGAAAACGGAACUGAAUUCAAGAAUUUGCACCUGGAUUCCUUAAGAAAUUGUCGGUUGUGUCCUUACAAAUGCAUAAAGGCCGAAGAGUUUCACCUUUGCGCGCCAGGCACCUUGAUUCAGUUGAAGGAGGGUGACUGUCGUCCCGGGGAAUUUUGCUGCGAGCCGAGAAGUACCUUAGUGACUGCUGUAACUGAAGCGAGUAUGGUAACACCAAGACCUUUGUGUCCCUUGGCGAAUGGAUCUUUGUGCAUCGAUGUAGCCUACGCUGCGCUGUGCGAUACGAGAACCUCGUUGUUUCACGCCUGUCCCCUGGAAACUCAAAUCUGCUGUCAGAUUCAUGGAAGUGAUGGACAGGUGGCCAUGCAAAGUCUGGUUGGAAUGCAAUCGUGUCCAUCAACUCAUACGUGUAUUCCUACUGAUUCAGCACAACACCAAUGCAAACCGGGAACGCAGAUUCGGAACUCGUGCAACGAAAAUCGUGUGUGCUGUGUCACUUCAACUACCUCCAAUGUUCCCUAUAAGGUUCCCACAAAGGGUUCAUCUAAGGCACCUUCUUUGUCACAUUGUGAAUACAAAUGCAUCUCCCAAACCAGCUCACGGUCCUGCGUGCCCGGGACCACGAACAAGAUGAGAGUAGAAUGCAAGACAGGCGACAUAUACUGCUGCCAGGUGAAUUGUGACCCUUCGUUCGGUCGCUGUAUGGCAGCUUACCUUUCCGAGGCGUGCAGGGCCCACGGCGACAGGGACUUCACUGACCUGUUUCGAUGCUCAGGGAAACAUCGCUGCUGUGCCCUCAAGACGGCCAUCGAGAAGAGGGAAUUAGAAGUGGUCUCCAACAGAGUGCUUCCAACAUCGAGUCUGACGAACGAGACGUGCUGGAUCGAAGGCAGCUCCACGAUUUCCAACUCAAGCCUUCGGCAACAUUGCUGGAAUGCUGUCCUUGUGGAUCCGAGUGGAAAGAUGCUUUGCGGCGGGGCCCUCAUUGAGCGUCAGUUUGUUGUCACCACCGCCUCCUGCUUCUUCUUCCACCGACAGUAUAAGAUCGGACAGCUGGCGAUAAGAGUCUCUGGGAGUCCGGUACGUCACCGCAUCGCUACGGACUUCUCGCACCGAAAAUUUCGAGAAGAAACGUUCGAAAAUGACUUGGGGAUGAUCAUCCUUGAGAAAUCAGUGAAGGCGGAGGAAGAGGCGUGCUUGUUGUGCACUCAAGAUGCCUAUAGUGUUCAGGAGUUCUCGGAGUGUAGGCUCAUCAGUCACUUCGAAGGGAGAGUGGUGAUGGAGCCCGUGGAGUAUGCGGCGUCGAUUGUAGAUUCAAGCGUGUGCCAAGAGAAGAUUCUCGAGGGGAGCGGUCUGCCUUCCAAUUCCAUGUGUGUCGCCUUCUCCUCUGCCUGGUGUGGGGAGUCCGGAGCUCCCCUCAUCUGCAAAGACGCCAGCUCUGGCUUCUACAGAGUAAGUGCCUCUAAAAUCCUCUCAGGCUCAAGCGUCCCAGUAAUUAACCGAAAUGUGGGGAUUUUCCAGCUGGCAGGCCUCUUGUCCCUCCCGAUUCAGCAAUGCCAGCCGGCGGACGUGCCCGGCGUCUUCGCCAACGCCACUUCCUCGCUCUCGACCAGCUUCUACGAGACGACUUUCACGGCCAGUGUUUUCCUCUCAAAGAGCCCCACGGAUAGGAAGGAAAUUCCCGAGACAAGCGAAGACGAGAUCGGGAUAGGUACCGGCAGUGGACUCGAAGAGAUUGAGGGCAGCAAAGAAUCGGAUUGCAUCCGAGACGGGAAGUACGUGCUUGGAAGCACCGUGACGUACAAGUGCGACCAGUUUUACAUCUUGAGGGGAUCGGGCUUUAGAACCUGCAGAAAGAUCGAACAAUGGACAGGUCACAUUCCGUUCUGCGAGGCCGAAUGCGGUAGGAAGUUGCAGCAUGUGGAGCUGUCAGCGGGGGGAAAGCCAGCACCGAAGGGGGAAUGGCCGUGGCAGGUAGCCAUCUACGACGGGGAGAAAAGGGACCUCAUCUGCGGAGGAGCGCUCAUCGCAGAGAGAUGGGUGCUGACGGCGGCGCAUUGCAUUACCGUUGACGGGACGACAAGGGCGCGGGAUGCAAGGAACUUCGUCGUGUAUCUGGGGAAAUACUAUCGGAAUGACUCCUUGGACAAUGAAUACGUGCAGCGGAGAGUGGCACUCUUGCCGCCCUAA